AUGUGCUGGGAGUCUCGGCUGCGCCCCUCUGGCUUGGAGCUGGACAAGGUUGAGGGACUACGAGCGACAUCUCCGGGCAACCGAGAUAUUCGCAUCGCUUCCACCAUGUUGGCUGUGAUUUGCUUGUCCCUGCUAGUCGCAGCAUCCGCCGCCCCAGCUCCACAGAAGGUCCAGGAGUCCGAGCCUCAGGCCCGCUCGGCAGCCCAGGCCUUCGUCUUGGGAGGCGCCCAGGGUGCUCAACAGAUCCCCGCUGGUGCCCAGAUUGUGUACCUGCAGGGUUAUGGAGGACAGUACGCUUCAGCCCCGGCCCAGGGCCAACAGCUCGCCUACAUCCUAGCAUCCCCUCAGGCACAGGAAUACCAGUACACGACACAGCAGUUCACUCAACCUCAGCAAGUUCAGGUCAAGUUCAGCCAGCCCCAGCCCCAGGUGCAGCUUCAACAGGUGGAGUACAAAGCCCCUGAGAUCAAAACCAAGGUGUUCGCCGCCCCCGCCCCACCUGCACCACCCGCCCCCGUAGUCAAGCAGUACAACGUGCAUGAGAACCAGGUCCCCACAUGGGCCAUUAUCAGGCAAAGCCUGGACGACAACUUUGACGGCAGCUUCGCUUACGAUUUCGAGACGGAGAACGGUAUCGCCCUCCAAGCCACUGGUGGUGUCAAGCAGCUGAGUCCAAAGGAGCAGGCCCAGGUGAUCCAGGGGCAGUACUCCUACACCGCCCCUGAUGGUACAGUCAUCACCACCUCCUACACAGCUGACGAGAACGGCUUCGUAGCUCACGGAGACCAUCUGCCCCAGGCUCCUGCUGAACCCGAACUGCCACCGCUGAUAGCCAAGAGUCUGGCCUACAUCAGAAGUCUACCGCCUCAGCCUGAAUAUCAGCAGUAACCUAAAACUAUGACGGCACUUAACCAUUGUUCUGUUGUAAAUAUUUCUCAAGCAAUAAACGUAUGAAGCGUUGCAAA
This is a messenger RNA of Macrosteles quadrilineatus (aster leafhopper), 965 nucleotides long. RefSeq lists its product as uncharacterized. The transcript is spliced from 7 exons. Bases 1 to 888 code for a protein of 295 amino acids. Gene Ontology annotation, molecular function: structural constituent of chitin-based larval cuticle. Lineage: Eukaryota; Metazoa; Arthropoda; Insecta; Hemiptera; Cicadellidae. The record is from RefSeq and is a predicted model, not a curated record. Gene Ontology annotation, cellular component: chitin-based extracellular matrix.